UCACGAAAUGUUCAAUUCUGUUUCGCUGAUCGUCGUCACUGACCACGCAUUCUAUUUUCAAGCGGCGCGCGCGGCCUUUAUUUUUGUUUUGUUUAUGCUGCGGUGCUCCAAAAAGUCAGGCCAAAAAAUAAAAACAAAUCUCUGACCAGAAAACCGGCCACUGUUAUGACGAUGAGUUAGUCGACGAGCAAAGCUUCCUCUCAGAGGACGUCUACGGUGGUGAUGUCUUCUUGUCUCCGCUUUUGGUCAGUUUGGUUCGUGAUCGUUACAUGGAGUUUCGCAUGUUUGACCUUCACCCCGACACCAUGCACGGUUUCCAAUCAAUUCAUGACAGGAUUUUGUAUGGCAGCUGACAAAUGCCCAGCGUAUCAGCAAUUGAAGCAGGCCAUGGCCAACAACGAAAUAGAUCCAAGCUUCAUCAGUAGCAUAAACUGUUCUCGGAGUGACACUGCCUACUUUGUUUGCUGCCCUUUAAACUCCAACUACUUAGUUCCGAACGCCGGAAUGGUCGAUCUUAGUAAGCUCAAGCAGCAAUGUGGCUUGGCAUUGUCCGAUGUACGCAUCAUCGGUGGUCAAAAAACGGAAAUAGACGAAUUUCCCUGGCUGGCUUUGAUGUUUUACGAAUCCGACGAAUCUGAUGAAUUGGUGCCAAAAUGUGGAGGUGCUCUUAUUUCGGAAUGGUGGGUUCUCACGGCAGCUCACUGCAUCACUGGACGGGAUAGUGGAAAACUCAAAAUGAUUCGAUUCGGAGAACAUGAUCUGGACACAGAGAAAGAUUGUAACCGACAUGAGUGCGCCGAUCCGGUUGUUGACAUUGGCGUUCAAACCACCAUCGCUCAUCCAAACUAUGUACGUACCAGCUGGAGUAAGGCCAACGAUUUGGCACUGGUCAAAUUGAUGCGUAACGUAUCGUUCACUGACUUUGUGAGACCAAUCUGUUUGCCAAGCUACUUCAACGAUCCGGAGAGCAAACUCGGAAUUGCAGUCGAGCUCGUAGCAUCCGGCUGGGGCUAUACAGACUACUAUGAAACGGAUACAAUCGUCUCGAGCAGGGUUAAGCUAAAGGUUGCGCUACCCCAGAUCCAGCUGUCCCAAUGUCAAUCGAUCUACGGCGAGUACCAGGUGCCGAUAAGCGAGAAGCAGAUCUGUGCCGGGGGUCAGAAGGCUCAGGACACGUGCCGCGGGGACAGUGGAUCCCCAUUGAUGUUCUACGAUGCCGGCCGAGGGCGCUGGUUCGCUUACGGAAUCGUCAGCCGAGGACCGUCCCAUUGUGGAACCGAGGGCAUCCCGAGCGUCUAUACCAAUUUGUUUCAAUACGGCGACUGGAUCCGGAGAACAAUGGCAAACAAUUGAGCUGGGACUGUUUUUUUUGUAAGAAAUCCGUUUAAUAAAGCUAGCAGGAAAAAAACUUAAUCAAGCCAUCUUACAUUGGUCUAAUCCGUUCUGGUAGUGCGACCGAAUAGAGCGAUUUAUCCUUUUACCUAUUGUGCUACCCCCUGUGUGUAUGGAA
Uranotaenia lowii is the source of this 1510-nucleotide messenger RNA. Its product is annotated as CLIP domain-containing serine protease B8-like. Gene Ontology annotation, biological process: proteolysis. The record is from RefSeq and is a predicted model, not a curated record. NCBI's taxonomy places the organism in Eukaryota, Metazoa, Arthropoda, Insecta, Diptera, Culicidae. Gene Ontology annotation, molecular function: serine-type endopeptidase activity. Bases 223 to 1353 code for a protein of 376 amino acids. The transcript has 4 exons.